AUGAUCGCUUCGGCUCCAGAGUGGUAUGGCCGCUCGUCUUUCGGUCCUCGAUUGCUUGGCGAAUGGCGCGCCGUGUUCCUCUACAUCCUCCUGAGCCUCGGAACGGAGUUCGCCGUCUGGCGAGUCCCUCGACUCGUGGGCGCCGUGGUCGCCAUCUCCGUCGGCUUCUGCCUGGGGCCGAUAUUCCCCAUCGCGAUGAACAACUCGGGCCGUAUCCUGGCCCCUAGGUUCAUCUCCGGCUCUGUCAGCUGGAUGGCAAGCUCUGGCUCUACGAGUGAGGGCGGUGUUUCCAUUCGUCACCGGGGAAAUUUCGGCUGA
Dichomitus squalens LYAD-421 SS1 is the source of this 318-nucleotide messenger RNA. RefSeq lists its product as uncharacterized. NCBI's taxonomy places the organism in Eukaryota, Fungi, Basidiomycota, Agaricomycetes, Polyporales, Polyporaceae. The transcript has 3 exons. The coding region runs from base 1 to 318 and encodes 105 amino acids. The record is from RefSeq and is a predicted model, not a curated record.